AUGUACGCCCUCAAGCAGAUCUCUUUCCUCGCGUUGGCGUUAUUCUCGGUCGGCAGUGUCGCGAAGAUGACGACGAUUGGUCUCGAGACACCGGAGGGAAGCAAGCCGAUUCAAGUACCCUUUGACGAAUGUCAUUUGGUUGACGAGGAGGAGGUCUUUACGGUCGCUACGACGACUUUCUGUCGCUUCUUCGUUGGCACCGUCUGCAAUGGUCGCCAAACACUUCUGGGACCGGGUGAUCACUCGUCGGCCGACCCGGUGCCCAUCGGCAGCGUCUACUGCCAGGGUUAA
Aspergillus steynii IBT 23096 is the source of this 291-nucleotide messenger RNA. RefSeq lists its product as uncharacterized. The transcript is spliced from 4 exons. Bases 1 to 291 code for a protein of 96 amino acids. The record is from RefSeq and is a predicted model, not a curated record. Lineage: Eukaryota; Fungi; Ascomycota; Eurotiomycetes; Eurotiales; Aspergillaceae.